Molecule: messenger RNA, 20431 nt
Organism: Cryptotermes secundus
Lineage: Eukaryota; Metazoa; Arthropoda; Insecta; Blattodea; Kalotermitidae
Product: mucin-17
Molecular function (GO): calcium ion binding
Source: RefSeq, a predicted model, not a curated record
ACCGCACAGAUCCAAGAAGCCGUUCAUGGAACGAGUGAUGUGUUAACGUCGCCGUAGACAUGGGUCCUGGUGUCAAUACUUAAGCAAGAAUUACUUUAAACAACCGAGUGGUUUUCCUUUAAACUCGACUGGCGGCCAGGGCAGGCCGCAUGUAGGGAUUUUGUGUACUCAGGUAGAAAGUGUAUAAGUAUUGUGUACGACGUAGGGGGUGAAGUGUGCGUAGUGUGUAGGAUAUUUGAAAUCUUCGCCAGUGAGGAUGGUCUCCUCUUACACAAACCAACGAAGGUCGACAGGGUAACGCGGGAUGUAGGAGAUGUCACCACCGUCCUGCUGGUGGAUAACAUAGGGAGACAUCGAGAUGGUCGAUUUCAUAAAAAGCCUGUUGGUCUUUUGACAUCAACAGCUCGUACGUUUGUCCAAGAGGGUACGACCACCGAGUUUGCAACACAGGUCGUAGGCACGACCCUUGAUAACGGCCGUCUGUACGCUCAGGUGGUUACAACUAGCUCCAGGGUGUUCUAUCAUGGCGACUCUAAGGGUCGAGACAAAACAAGGACAAACCUGGAUGAACUGGUUCUCCCAUCAAUAUCCCUCGUGGCCAAUAUAGCACAGCCCACACUACCCAUCCAAGUCAUACCCUCCCAUAAUGGGGAUUCGGUCAUACAGGUUGAGCCAUUCAGUUACGCCAAAUCUGGUAACAUCUACCAGACUGCAGUGAAUGGACAACAUACACCUCAUUCUAGAUAUAUUGGAGAACUCACGAGAGCGGACAGUAACGUUAUAAGUACGUCAGUAGUCAGCCGUAAACAGUCUGAUAAGGAUGAACGGCCCCUGGUAGAUGGUAGAGACGAGCUAGAAGCAUUAUUCUUGCAAGCAAAAGCAAAGAAACACAUGAGCAAGUACUUCCCUCCAGGUAAGGAGGACGAGAAAGAAGAAUCUGAGAACCUCGUGAAAGCAAAACAGACGGAAUACUUCAAAAAAAGAAAUACUGGAGACGCCGAACACUCUGAAAGUAACAACUUAAAACCUGCUCGAGUUGUGAGACCUUUGGACGAUUUGCCGACAUAUACAGUUCGUCAUGAGUUUGCCCCAAGUGGAUUUUCAGUCGAUGAAAACGAAGAUUCCACUGAAAACCAUAAUUCAGAGACAAAUAUUCGAGGUAAUCGGUUCAGAUCCGGAAAAGCCUUCUUCGGAGGAAACAAGAUAGAACGUAGGAAACUAGAUACAGUGACAUACCUGGGAUUCUCAGACUUCACAACUACAGUUGGGGACACUGUAAUAAUCUUUAUGCCUCAUACAACAGCUGUUGAGGGAGCAAAUCAAGGCCGGAAAGCUACAUCAAUAUCAGGAGAUGCGACCCUUGCUCCGGAGUUGCAACACGUAACUACAGAAAACCCAGUGUCUGUCGUGACAAGCGUCAAAACGUUCAUGUCUCACACUCCUGGAAUGGUUACUCGCACAGUCACUGGUCACUCGCUCAGCAUGCAAACUGCUUUGCCGACCAUGGUGGUGCUUCCAGAAACACCAUCUCAGUCAAUCACAAUCCGCCGCGACCACAAAGCACUGCACUCAGUCCAAGUUGUAGAGCCAGUCACAGAAAACUCACCAACUACUUUCGAAGACGCGGUUCAAUAUUUGGCUCAUGAGCAGAUGGAAAUGGCUGAGAAAAUACCGACAACAACUACAGGACAAGAAAUUAUUACGGAACCAUUUUUCGGUAGCGAUACUAUCGAACCCUCAUCGGUAUCUUAUAACGACGAUAUUGAAGCUUCCAUAGAGGACAUUGCUGCAGGCAGCUCUAUUGAAUCUAGCACAGGAGAAAUCGGAGUACAAGCUACAGAUUCCUUGGCGACGUUCUCUACUGCGCAGACUCAGUUGUUUGAUACCGGUGGUGCUGAAUUUCCAUUGGGGCUGAUAAAAGUAAUUGGUGGCACUGAGGCUCUAAAUGGAACUACAACGCUGUUCACUUCCCUAGUAUAUGGAACGUACGUCGAUGGAAAUUAUGCCCAGAUCAUACAUUCAAAAUCGAGUAUAUUCUACUACAAUGACAAUACCAAAGUCGAUAUAACAAAUGCACACAAAUCUAUACAACCUACCGCCGUUCUUGGCACAUCGCAGAAUUCUGUUACCCCUUUUACUCAUUCGCCGGGAGAAACAACUUCAAAAGGCACUGAAGAGACCGAAGAAACGACAACACCAGCAGCACCAUCAAUAACAGUAGAUUUCACUGAUGAGUUACUACACACAACCGAAGAUAAUUCAGUCAUAACUCUAGAAGAAUCAACAAUAGGAAGUGACAGUAAAAGAACAACACCAAUCGAUGAAGUUUUGAGUACAAUACCGACAGAAGAACCGGCGACAGAGUCUGACACUGAUUCUAUUAACGAAGUAGAGACUGGAAGGAAGAUAAACACAAAACCAAAGGAACAGGUCAUUGUUGAAAACUACAUUAAGAACAAAGAAACAAAUAAGGAAUCUCAGACAACGGAUGAUGGAGGACAGGAAACAGACACAUCUCCUUCAUCAGCUACUGGCAGUCUAUUAACACAGCUUAUACCCACCACCGCUUACAAAACGUUUACGUACCUUACAACAUUCUUUAUUCCUGCGGAAGGAACGUCUACCACGACAUCUAUAAGAUCUAGAGAAGUUACUAGCACUGAGAUAAGUUACAUAACACGAACAUUAAAUUCUGAUGCCGAAACAUACACAGAACAAACAAACCUGAAACAGAAGAGUGCGAUAGAGCCAUCGAGUACUGCCAUCACUCCAACAGCAUCUUUAGCAGAGGAAGAAAAUUGGCAUACCACACCAGACAGCAUCACUGUUGGUACAGCAAAUCAGGAAGAAGGAAAUAUGAUAACAACACCAGAGUUACCAGAACAAAAGACAACAAUGAUACCCGAAGAAGUAAAUACUACAACACCCAUUCCAACGACUACUCCAGAAGAUAAUGUUCAUGGCGAAGAAGACGAGAUUGAACUGAUAUUCAAAACUCUCUACACCACAUACACAUACCUUACAACCUUUUUCCAGGAAUCUACAACAAGCGUAUCAAGUCGAAAAAUGGUUGUUACAAACGUCGUAACGUCUACUGUGGACCACAGUUACAUAUUACAUGCAUCUGAUCCAGCUGUUGCUGGGUUAUUUGUCCAUGAAGACGGUUUUCUGACACCGUCGAAACACUUGUUACCGUCUAUAGAACCAAUACCCACAAGUGUUGGUGUAGGUAGGCCAACAACAAAAUACUUCCCAGAUUUAGGGGUAAACUCUGAUGAUGAUUUAUUCUCAACGGUCAUAGAAUCUGUAGACCUUGAAAAAGAACUAUCAACUUUAACGCCGACAUUAAAUAAAUAUGGAGAAUCGGAGGUUCUUGACGAUGAACUGAAAACAUUCUACACGACUUAUACAUAUUUCACAACUAUUUUGGUUGAUGGCGAAACUGAAAUUUCGAGUAGAACGGAGAUAUAUACGAAUAUCGUAACGCCAAGUGGCCACCUUAUAAGUCCAACUGUGUCCAGAAUUGAGCCUACAAUAUCGCUUCGUGAACCGUUGUUUGAAAAGGGCUCAGAUCCAGAUGUGUUUGACCAAGUUGAAAAUCCGCAAAAACACAUCCUUUAUUCAAAUAUCGUCGAGUCUUCUCAAGACAUCACACAUGUUAAAACACCCGUUUUGAAAUCUACACCUCAUUAUUCAUACAGCAGCACCAUCUCUCGGUCAUAUAAAUCUACGACUGGAAGUUCAAAUGUAAAUACUGCCGACGUGGACGACGAGGAAAAUAGCAUUUUCCCAAGAAACACACCGAUAUUUGAUAGUAGCUAUGCGACUAUAUCAAGAACGCGUAAUACUAUCACCACCCCAACGAUACUUGAGAAAGAUGUAUCGUCUAAAUCUCCAAUAGCAUCCAGGGAAGUAGAUAACGAUAACCUAUUUACACCUGUGAUCGUAGCAUCAUCAGUGGUUUCAGGCAAACCAGUUGUUGAAGAGGCAAUGAGCACUAACGUCACGAGCAGCAGCUCUGAUGGUGGUAGGGUUAUGAUGCUAGAGAAAAGAAAUGAUAAACAUCUGUUACUUGACGACCAGAUCAGCUCCGAAAGCAAUACAGAAGAAACUGAGCCAGCUCCAACGUUGCUUCUUCAAACAAGCUAUACGACGUUCACGUACUUCACUACAAUAUAUAAAGGUAGUUCUUCGAGUGACGUCGUCAGCCGUUUAGAGACAGUGACUAAUGUUGUAACAGAAACACUGACUCCUUCAGCGGGCCUAACAGAAAGGAUUGCUCCAGAAGAUGCCACUCUGCCCAUAACGUAUUACACAACUUUCACUUAUUGGACAACAUUAUAUAAAGAUGGCAGUACUGUCGUUACAAGUAGAGAAGAAACAAUCUCCAACACAGUCACACCUACUGUGAACCCUUCUUCUUCGAGCGCAAUACCUUUAGAAGUUACCCCAACACCAACAUUAACAGAAACGAUUAACCCGUCAGCCACACCUGCUUUAGUAGAGCCUGCGACAUUCUAUACGACGUACACUUAUUUCACAACUUCUUAUAUUGGUAACAGUACCGUUCUGAGUAGCCGACUUGAAACGGUGACGAAUAUUGUAAACGAAACUGUCAGUGAUAUUACAGGUCGCGCUGCUGGCAGUGGCGCGACUGAGAAUAAGAUUCCUGAACAAACGAUGAAAAGUGAGACGCCUCAGCAAUCACCACUGCCACUACAACCAACUGGUCUUCUAUCGACAAUUCUAACCAGCGAGACAAACAAUGGCAUCAUAACGUUAUUCUCAACAGAUGUAUAUGGCACAUUCAUAGACGGCCUAUAUGCACAGGUGCUCGAAAGUUCCACACAGGUAGUCACCCCUACUCCUGUCUCUUCAAAAGCGAACGUACUCUUGAAACCUACGGGAGUUGUAUCUCUGAAUGAAGGCAGGAUCGUGGAUGCUGAUGGAGUCAGUACAACUUACUUCACUACGAAAGCAAUCGGAACUUACAUCGACAAUCUCUACGCGGAAGUGGUUGACAGCACAACAUCUGUUAAUGUGAACACUGAGAGAAAAUCUGUUCUUGCAGCAAUAAGCCCAAGUACGACAGAAGGCGUGAAAGCACAAAAGACUGGAUUAGUUCGCAUUGUCGAAGGUUCUAUUGUCAAGGACCAAACUACUACGUUCUAUGAAUCGAGGGUGGUGGGUACCGUAAUCGACGGCAGAUACGCUCAGAUCAUUGAGAGCACUUCGAGUUUCAAAGUGGCUGUUACACCUACCUCUGUGCCCGAUUUUAGCAUCAGCGAAUUAGCACCCACGUCAACAUUGAGGCCGGAUGUCUCUGCAACACUGACAGUGUCUUCAACCACAUCACCUACACCUGCCGUCAUAGAGAGUUCACUCAGUGAGGGAAGUGAUACAACUGCGAGCGAUACAGAAGAUGAAGAUACUGGAGAAGACACUGAGGGCGAUGAAGAUGCUAGUAAAAAUCGUAAGAAAUCCAGGUUGACGUUUUCAACAAAAAAGAGGACGUUCACGCCUCAAAUCAGGCCAUUCGCAUCAAGAAACAGACCAACUUUUAACCCCAAGAGAAAGACGGCUAUAGGUAGCAGUGCUACAACAAUAACACGGGCAACAGUUACUCCUACUGUAACAGCAACACCAGCUGCAAAAUCUGAAGUCUCCGGUGGUGGAAAGGGAAGAUUCAAUAGCAACAGACGCGGAAGUUCUACGGGUUUAUACAAGACAAAUUACAGCGACAUCAGGGCAACACCUUCUGGGACAGGGGGAAGGAGAAAUUCCCGCACAAGGGGAACCACGGGAGGUGGCGGAUCUUCCUCAUUUUCCACGCACUACGCUGGCAGAGGCCGUAGUUCUCAAGCGUCAUCUCGUCCCCAUGCUACAUCGACACCUGGUCUGGCAGGGGCUUCGAGAAGGGGAGGAUUCUACAGAAGUUCUUCAAGCAGAGGUGCAGGGUCUUCGGAUUACCCAUUCAGAGGCUCCACAAGCGGAUCCCACCAUGGAACAAGCAGCUCUCGCUUUCGUAUCCGACCCACUCAGUCGUCAUUUCUCGGACGAACUAGCAGCACUACCUUUACCACGCCCCCCACCGACGAAACUCUGGAACCUGACGACGAUCUCACUACCGCAAUAACUGAAGAGACACCGCAAUACACCGAAGAUGAGCAUGACUCACCAACACAUCCAAUAUCUACAACCACGGAAUCUUCUCGCCGAAGCAAUAAUCCUCUCUUACGGUUUAGGCGGCCGCCUACUUUGCGAGCACCACAGACAACAAGCACAACUCCGAAACCUACUACAACACAAUCUUCUAAGAGAAGUUCAUUGUUACGAAAACCAGCAAGUGAAAGGGGAUCUACUACUGCCAGACCUCGUACCAGUAAUAGGUUUAAUCCCGUGAUUAAUAGGCAAAGGCCUGGCAAUAGCUUGUUCCCUCCCAGAGGACUGCUAAAGAAACAAGAAAAAGAAGAUGACGAAGAGGCGAAAAAGGAGAAUGAAAAUGAGGAACAUAAGGACGAAGAAGUCGCAGAGGAAAAGGAGGAUGAAGAGGAUAUUAACGACAAUGAUUAUGAAGGAUCAGAAACGAAUGAGUCAAAAACGGAAGCAAAUAAGUCAGCCAAUAGAAGGAGCGGUAAAGCAUAUAAUCCUGUUCACAUCCGUCCAUUUGUAGGCUUCAAUCGCAAACCACGUACAAAGCGGCAAGCAGAGUAUGGCACUAAAAGUGGCAGCGGAUCGGCAAGAGGUUUCACUCCUCGUUACCGCCGCCCUGGGUUGUCAUCAAGAAGUCCACAGGAAUCCACUGAAGAUCCGGAACUUGUCCAGGAUCCCAAGCCAAAAGCAUCGAAUUCCGGGCGGUUUACACCUCGACCACGAUCUUCUGCGUCUGCGCAACCCAGAGUUAGACCUACGUCAGCAUCUUCAAAUACGGGUAGGUCACAAUUUACGCUUAGGAAGGAGGAUACGUCUACAAAUAACCGCGCAAACUUUAGGCGUCCUACAACGGCGUCACCACGGAGAAGAACAAAUAACAAACAGUCUGAACCAACGACAUCAGCACAGAGACCCAAACCACCGAGGCUCAGGACUCAAUCAAACAGCCGCCAAUCAGAAACCACGACACAUUCGCGGUCUAACUCCCGCCGUAAUCCCAACACUAGUAGGAGAGGGUCCACUCGAACAAGAUACCGAGGAGAUACUUCAGACUUUGAUACAUACACGUACUCUCAAUCAAGUUUUGAUGGAACUAUAACAGUAACACACCGAAUUCCCACCGAAGUCACAAUCCCUGUCGUGAAUGGACGUGUCACGGAGUAUCGUAACGUGAUCACUGCUAGCGCAAGCACAGAGGUGUUAGGACCACAUCAAUAUACAGCAUCUACAGCUAAGGAUGGGAAUACAGUACUGUACCUCACAAGUGAAGUGACUGGCACUUUACCAAGCGGAAUCACUGAGAUUACACAGUUUCUAAUCCAUGAAACACCAACCACCAGUGUGAUAUUCACACCAACAAUAAUUAGAGGACAUAAAACAUCUUAUUCUCACAUUAUACCAAGCACUGUUUAUGAUGUUGAACAGGUUGUCAGCACCCUGCAACCACAAGUAUCACCGAAUGCACCACUGGCUAAUAUUUUAUUAUCUCAACUUUUAUUGGGUAACCUUGGCUUACAGCCAAACUUAAACCCCCUACUUGCCCUAAACAAUCCUGGACCACCACCAACCCCCACAACAGAAUUCAAGACGAGGCAAACCACUUACGUGACCACUGUUACUAAAGGGAUGUCUACUGUUAUUCCACUGACCUUCCGAGGAAAAGAGAUCCUUACCACUAUUGUGGACAGCUCAUCUGAGGUCAUUACUGCAACAGAAUUCAUUACAGACACGAUUGUUGUUACACCGACUGCUGCUCUGGGUGCUGGAAGCAACCAACUUAAUUCCUUGCUACUUCCUGCGUUGCUUCAGGCUCAGCUGCUCGGUGGACAGUCCCAGCAACCGCCGAUGGGAUCCAAUCCUAUAUUAGCUGGUCUUCAGCAGCAGCUACUCCAGCAGGAAACAAAGCCAAUCCAUGACACUUCAACAGAAGAUACAGCCCCUGAACCUUCAUCUAGACGUCAGCAGAGACCGCCUGAAGAGCCUGACAGGCUUGCAAGAGAUUCUGAGAAAGAAAUCCUAGAUGAUGAUGCUGUGCAGAAUGUUAAGGAUGAAGAAACUGGAAGAGAUCGUACAUUUAAGACUUCAAGAAAGAAAUCAAGAACGGAUAAGAAACCUCCAGAUCCACCUCCAGUACCAGCAGAAACAACUGUUGUAACUCUCUAUGUGUCAGGAAGACGGCCUGGUGAGUUCAGUACUGUCAUUUCAACAGUAACCGUUGGUGAUGAGAGUUCUGCUACUAUUAGGAAGCGAGAAGCUGGAUUAGCUGUGCCAGAAAUGUUCACUGUGGAGGUAUCACAAGUGCCUGAGAUUGGAGGUUCUUUUCCAACUUCAGAUAGUGAUGGCUACCUAGAUCAUUAUAUCAUGUCUGCUAUGAACGAAGUAUUUGGGCAAGCAAGCGAGACUGAGACUCAGAGCCUGGAAAGUAUUGUUGGUGAUGUCAGUAGUUACGUCUCAUCAGUCAUUGGUCAGCCAUCCUCAUCCAGUAAACUCCACACAUUAAGAUCUUCCUCAACUGAAAAACCAACCUCAUUCUCAACGGAUAACAAGAAAAAAGCAGCUAGCAAGAAGAUGUUUGCCUCCUCUUUAAAAUCUAACUCCUCUACCGGUCAUUUUUUAUCCAACGGCCCCGCUGAGUUUGCCCCACUCAAGCGGAAGGUCAUGAAUACAGAAAACAGGGGCAUGCUUAUCUUGUCAAUUAAUAUGAAACAGAACAUAACAAGUAAAACAGAUAUUCAAUCAGCACUUGAUUCUGAGAAUAGCAUACAAGCAGCAAUUAUUAGAGAAACAGGAUCCUUGAGAAGGAAAAGAAAUACUGAAGACAGUUUAGGGGACAAAGAUGAUGGUAGUGUAACUUCAAAAAUAUCACCCCAUCGAAGAAGAAGAGUCAGAGUUAAAGUACCCAUAAAUAGAAAGAAAUUAGACAAUAACAGAAGUGUGAAUAAGGAAGAAAUUUUAACAUUAUCAGAAGCACAGCAUUCUGCUAGAAUUCCUGAUAUGGACAUUGGUGAAAAACAUAUUGAUAAAAAUGGACAAAUAAAAAUCUCUCCACAACCUGAAUAUGGUUCAAGGACAGUAAAAACAAUACCUGGAAACAUAAGCUUAAGUUAUAAUGAAGAAAGAAAUGAUCAUCAGAGAAGAAAGGUAAUUGUAUCACGCCGUAAGAAACCAGGACAUUCAACAGCUGAUGAUGUCCCUGAGGACACUUUCAUAUCAGGGUCUAUACUGGUUAUUAACAUUACAAACACAGUUAAAGAUGAACUUGUCAUCACAACAUACAGGCCAAAAGAAAUCCCAUUAUCCUUUGGCAGUAACAUAGUUGUUGAUGACAAAGAUCUGUACUUGCUUCCAACUACUGUUAGAGGAAACAAAGUCAUAACGAACACAACAUCAGGACGUAGACGCGUUGUGGUUACCAAGAAACGGCCUAUUUCUGUGACACCAACUCAAAGACGCCGCAUUGUGGUGACAAAGAAGAGGCCUGCACCCAGGUUGGACUUGGACAUUGUGCCAACAAACGUCACCCCUGACUCUCUGUCUACAGUGUAUUCAUACAAAUACACUGUACCGAACAGAGAUGAAGGAUUGAGUACUGACACAGGGAACAUGGUUAAAGUUUCACAAGUGUCCAUAAGUAGAGAGGUUAAACAUGAAAUCUAUAAUGAUAUAGCUUCCGCAGAAAACAGUAAAAAGGACAGUUAUAAUGAAGAAACUAUUAGUCCAUUGAAACCAGAUUCAAGGUCAGAGAAAUCAAACACAGAACAAGACAGUAGCGUUUUAAUUUCAACACAGGCAAUAUAUGAAGGGCGGGAUUCAAGUCCUUCCGGCAAUCUUCCAGUUUCUGAAAUGGAUACAUAUAAAAGCAUAACCAUUCAACCUUCACAGAUUGAACCAUCAUUCCAUGCUUCCACUUAUGAUCCUGAAUACGAGACACCAACUUUCAGAGCCUCAACACAACAAUUACCAUUUGAAAUAGCUUCACUGACGAUUUCAUCAGUCACUCUGGCUGAUAGUGAGACAACUAUGCCAUCAGAUUCGACCUCUGUACAGAAGCCUGAAAAAGAUUAUGAAUCUAGCAGUACAGGAACUGAUCAUGACACAGAAGAAAACAAGAAACACAUACUAGAAAAGGAGGAUAAUGAGGAAGAUCAAAAACAUGAGAGAAACACUAUGGCUUCUGGUGAAAUUACAAUUGAAUCACCAAACAUAAAUGAAGAUAGUUUAAUUUCGUUAACAGAAGGGAGCUCAUCUGAUGGUCCACGACUUAUCCGUCCAACACGCUUCAGCAUUACCAGACGGCCUGGUCGUACAAAGCUAACUUUCCCAGGCAGACGUCGUACGUCAGUUUCAACACCCUCAUCUACAAUUGUCAGUCAUAGUAUCUUUAGUAGUAGUGGUAAUUACAAGUCAUCAUAUAAAGGCAGGCGACCCUCAUCCUCUUCCAGAACAUUUGGGCGCAGUUCAAAAACCCACAUACAUCUAUACACAACACCCACAACCAGAGUUCUUAUGGAAGCAACAGUAUCACAGUUUGAUAAGAUUCCUUCUCAUAGCCUUUCAAAUUCCUCUUCAAACACCCUGUCUGAUGGCAGUUCUAUGAAGAUUCACACAAAUACUGAGUCUUCCUCUGAGAACUUACCAAAUUCAUUGUCAGUAACACCAACUCUAGCAACCACAACCAGUUCUCCAGUACCAGACAUUAGUUCAACAGUUGUGAUGGAGACAGUGACUUCAACAAGACUUAGAACAUAUACGUAUAUUGUAACUCGAGUGGCUGGUCAGGAGCAAGUUGUCACAUCCACCACAGAGGUGAAACCUCAUGUAACAACCUUCACUGUAACAAAGACAUUGCCAAUAUUGGCAACAGAGCUGAAUGGACCAGCUGAGGGACGUGGAUUGAACAUGAAUGGUGCAGGAGAAGCACGAUAUAAUCUGGCAACCAAGGUCAUGAGUAAUGGUGUGGAGGUGAUUGUAGCAGGGGACAGGAGCACUAUGCCUGGGGAGCCAGAGGUUUUACGUGUACUGUCCAGUUCCUUGUCUCGCCCCAUUACACUGGCACCCAGCACACUCACAGAUCACAUGGUGCUCUUCCUGCCACAUGAGAGUUCUCAGAUUGAAGCCCAACUAUCCUCAUCGCUGCAACACAAUGCUUUUGUAACAAAGACCUACCUUACUACAUAUACAUAUUUAACAACGUUUCUGCAAGAUGGCUUGACAACUAUUUCAAGUAAUGAGAAGAUAGUCUCCAACAUUGUUACAGAAGAACGGACAGGCACUAACACGAUAACACCAACACCCAUAACUGGAGUAACCCUUUCCGCAAGUCCAUCUCUUUUCACAGGGGUGUUUCAUACUACUUAUACAUAUCUCAACACUUUGAUUGAUGGAGAUGUUCCACUGGUUGUUACAUCACACCACACUGUAGCUAACACACUGACAGCACCCCAUGACUACUUGCUUCAGUUGCAGCCAUCAGGACAAUCCACAUUAGAUACAAACACAUAUCUGAGUACAGUAGCGUUCACCAAGACACUAACAGAUGGUGCUGAUGUGAAGGUAGUCAGCACUAAAGAUAUCUUAACACAGGUUGUCAUAACAGAGUCUGAUAAGCAAGCAACUGAUAUAAAUGGCAUCACAUCAGAGAACGGUCCUGCUGCAUCACGUCCGUCAGCCCAACAAGGCUCCAUAACAAACGUUGUCAAGACAUACUUUGUGACAUAUACGUAUUUUAGCACAUUCCUUGAAGGAAGUAGUACUGUUAUACGCACCAAUAUUGCAACUUCUUCAGAUGUAGUAACAGAGAAGUUUUAUGUAUCACCGAAACGUACAACGUCACCAAGUGUAAUUCCAACAAAAAGUAAAGAAGAAAUAAAGAUUACACCAACUUCUAAGACAGUUGAUAAAAUUGAUUCUCAGAAACAGUCACUUCAUUUAUAUGCAACAAAAACAUAUUUAACUACUUUUACUUAUUUCACAACUCUGCUGCAGGAUGGUGGGGGUGAUCGUACAUCAACCAUUGUCAGUUCAAGAACAAGAAUUGUUCAGAACAUUGUUACUGAAUCUGUAGACAAUAGCCUUCUUGAUCCAGAGUAUUUAGAUUCACUUCGUAGUUCAAUCUAUGCAGAUUCUGUAUCAAGCUCUUCAAUAGUUGCCACAGCUACACUCUCAGGUGGGCAGGAGUUGAUGAUCACAGCCAUGGAUCAUGAUCUGCGACCAACUUCAACAAUGGACACAGAAGUUACUCCAACAUUAAUUCAUCAUCAACUCUCAUCAUCUAUGGAGGAUGCAAGCCAUAAUGUCAACAACAUUAUCAAAGGUUCAACCAUCAUUUUCUUUGAUGAGGAAGAUCAGAUAGACAGCUCAAGCACAUCACGAACUCUAGCUGUAGAAGUGGGAGGUCACACCAAGGCGACUCCAUCUCUUAGCAGUGUUCUGUCAAUUAGCAAGAUCCAGAGUACACUUGUAAACACAGAAGCUGCAACAGCAUUAUUCCCACAGGAUGUAGCUGAGGCUCAGCCACUUGUUAGUUCCUCUACUCCAGCACUUCAAGAUUCUGUUGCCAUUGUACUGCCUAGUUCCCUUCCCAUAACAUUUUCACCUGUCUCAUACCUUACGUCCAUUUUAGCAACAUCCACUAUAACACCAAGUGGAGCCACUUUGCAACCAGGGGAGCAGGUGAUUAUGAUGACUCAGUCUGGGGGAAACAUCACCAUGAUUCCUGUGUCAGACCCCACAAAUAAGAAACCCUCAGGGGGAAUAGGUCCAGGUGGAAGUGAAAUUCAAGUAAGUGAUCUGCUGAGUUUGGGAUCACUUGGCAUCAAUGGUCUGAAUGCUUUGGGUCCUGUAAUUAAUGCAAUGGCUGGUAUAAUCCAGAGUAAUCUGAAUAAUGACAAGAGACGCAAUGACACAGCUGUUAUAAUUGUGCCUUCAUCUACUUCCAAACCAAGACCUAUAUAUUAUGGAGAUAAUGGAAAUCCCCUACCCAUUUAUAUCCCUCCUAAAACUGAUACUGCACAAGAUCAAGAAGGGACAACACCAGUAAGAUCGCCAAUCUACAUUCCAGUAGGCGCAGUUGCUGGAGAUGACAUGGAAGAUGUGGCUACAGCAGAAAGCCAAAAGUAUGAAGGUAUUGCUAACCUAAAUGGUGACAUUAAAUGGCCAGAUAAAGGAUUCCCUGAUACAAAUCAACGUCGUCCUGUGGAUUCUGCAGCAAUGGGUCGACCAAUUGAGAGUGCGCUCCUGGGUGAUGGUAUUCCCAUCAGUCCUGGCCAAGUGAUAACAGCUAACAGUGAUGUAAUCGUUGGGAAACCAGCAAUAAUGGGCCCACGACCACCGAAAAUUAGCAGCAACAAGGAUGAAAUUCCUUUAGGAAUGAAACCUCCACCCCCACCUGCAUCACCAGCAUGGCCAAACAGGGACAUACUUUCUGGUCAUUCACCAAUUAGAGAACAUGGCUCAGGACACAUUCCUCUCAGAGAUACAAUCCUGCUUCCACCAAACAGAAGCCACGUACCACUGAAGGAUCGUAUACCAGUACUGGAGCAUGGCUAUCACUCCUCCCCAGAUAAUCUCCAACCAGAAGAUGGAAUACCACUUUUACCACCACCAGUGGUUAAACCAGACAUCAGUGGUCAUCUGCCAAGUAUGCGAGAGAACUAUAAGGAAUCAAAUAAACAAAUUCUGCUUACUCCUGCUAAAGCAUCUGCAAUCUCUGGUCUGCAAACACUGUUGCAAGGCAAACCAAUGACUCAGGGAAAUGAUAUAAUACAUGGGAACCCUAUGCCAGUGUUUGCUCAAACAGAGCCAAAUUCACUUGAUCGUUCAUCAGGUACACCAUUGUUGGUUAACAUUCAACCAUCACAAAUAGCAAAUGUGAUCAUACCACACAGCGGCUCUACAGUUUCUCAUGCCUUCAGUAACCAUGGUAAUAAAUUUUAUGACCCAUCACCAUAUCCUUCACCUGAGUCCAACCCUGGAUUUGUUGGCACAGGUGGGCUAGAAAAUGAGCCACACAAUAGGCAUCCUGAGCAUCAUACAUCCCAUGUUUCCCAGGUGAGCGGAACAAGGAUGGAUUUGCCACCACAAGAGUCUGAAAACACAAAUCAUGCAAAUGAUAAUAUUUCACAGCAAGACAUAAAUGUAGAGAUAAGUCCUGGUCAAGGAAUCAAUGUUGAUGUGAGUCCAGCUCAUGGAAUUAAUGUUGAUGUUAGUCCUGGACAAGGAAUAAAUGUUGAUGUUAGUCCAGGGCAAGGAUUGAAUGUAGAGAUAGCACCGGGACAUUUCUCACUUGACGGAGAACAUAUGUCACCAAGUGGAAUUGUUCUUGAUGUACCACUUCAAGGCAGACCAGGUAUAUCAAAUAGAAGGCCCAUUCCAAAUGUAAACAGUCACCAUCACAGGCCCUCACGACCACUAACCCAGCAAUUACCGCCUCUCCGACCUCAUGUUAAUCACCAUGCUGCUGUAUCUACACAACCCCUCCACAGUCAUCCAUUUUCACAUCAUCCAAUGACACCAACAGAUUUCAUGAUCCCUCCUCCACCACCUCACACACAUGUAAAACCUGAUUCUUUCCACAACUCUGGAAACUUCCAUGGCCCUGUCAUUCCUCUUAAUCCAACUGGAAUGCUUCCUCCAGGCCCUAAGACACAGGAUCAUCUAAUACAAUCAGAUGAAAAUGACGACCCAGUAGAAGUAGAGGGAGGUGAAGUUAUCCAAGAAUCAAACCAAAGGCCGUUAAGACCUGGCCAAAUUCCAGUAGAAGUUCUAGUUGCUAAUUCAGUGUCAACACAUCGCCCUGUAGUAGUAAGGCCGGGUACAAUGCUGGGAGCUAAACAUGAUGAAGCUCUCCAUCAGAUGAAACCACCACAAUCAAUGUUUGACAAACCACUGCUACCUGACAGACUUUCGAAACCAAACUUUGAUAACAGACCACACAAGCCAGACUAUAAACAACACGCUCAUGUUCCACCCGCCACCGAACAAAGACCACAACAUAAUAAACCUCAACCAAACUCUGAUAAAGAGCAAUAUUCAACUAAUGCUGGUGAGUCAAUGCAAAAGUUUGGACCAAAUGAAGGACCAAAGUUCCCAAAUUUUGAAGAAAUACCACAACAUUCUAAACCUGAAGUGAUAAUUGAAGACAGACCACAUACUUCAAACAAUAAGAAUUAUAUGGUGGAAAAAACAGUUACAUCUUACUUAGAUGGAAUCUCACAUAAAGUACAGCCUCAGAACCAUCAACCAGAACUUCCUGACACCAAACUGCACAGUGAUUUUGAGCAGCAGUUUGAAUUUGGCAAAUUUGAUGAAAAUUUUCAAUCCAAUAAAACUGAAAGAAUUAACUUCAAUGGUGGAAAUCUGAACCACAGACCUCAACAGCCAAUCUUUGACAAACAUGAUGACUUGCAUAAGUUGGACAGACCUUCAACAUCAGAAUCACUGUUUGAUUUGGAAACUCAAGCCAAUACUCCACGCCCAUUUCAUGUCCUUCCAGCUGCACCAAAGAGACCUGAGUUUGAAUUCAAUUCAGAUGAGCUGGUUGUAGGUCUUCACCCCCCACCACGAGUCACUCCAGGUGGGAGCAGUGGGCAGCGCUUUCCUAUGGUAGGUACUGAACCCCAAGUCUCAUCUCACAGACCAGUUGUCAUUAUGGGUAAUCACAGGAGACCACCCACCAGGAACAAGCCACCACCAUACAAAUUUGAACUGCCACCUACAACAGAACUACCAACUACCACACAGAAAACAAAUGACAAGAGACCAUUCUGGAUCCGCCCAACUUUGCAUAAUAUUCACAGUCCAGUAGGCACCCAUUUAGACAGUGUGACUAAACCAAAUGAAGAAGAAGAUAAAAACUCUGUUAAGAAACCAUCCUUACCUGUAGAUUCAAACCAGACUCAAAGACGUCCAGUCACAACAUGGAGACCACCUCUGCCUCCAGACAGACCAAGGCCACUGAGACCUUCCACUUCACAGCCAACAGAAUCUAACAACUCCCACAGUUCUGCAGCAUCUGAUGAUAUCUCAGCAGGUCUCGGUAGCCACAAAAUUACAGCUGGUGCAGUGACACCUCUUCUGUCUGAUUCUGAAUCUGUGCUACAAACAGUUGUCAUUGGAAAACCAAUACCGCAAGAACCUGUGAUAUCACCAUCGGCAGUGAAUGAUUCUGGAAAAAGGAAAACAACUUACAGUACAGAAUUAUUGUGGAAUGAAGACAUUAUAGUUGGUUCUGAAAGUCCACUAAUGGCAGAGAAGGGUCAUACUACAGUAUCUGAAAACAUUCAGAGAAAGAAGACAUCAACUCCAAUUGCUACAGCCACUUUAAUUUCAUCGGGGUCAAAGACCAUAUAUGGCAGUCUCUUCACAAAACCUUCAACUACAGUAGUCAAGCCAUCUAAAACAGCUGAACACAAACCCAGUACAAGUUUGGUCAAUAGUCAUUAUGAAGAAAAUGAAUCAUUCCAUCACAUUAACAAUGACAGUGACAUUGAAGAUGAUGUGUUACUUAAGAAUAAGGAUAGUCAUAAGCUGGAUCUAGGUGUUGCAAGCUCCCAUGAUGAGAAGAUCAUUUUUAGCAGUGCUCCUGAAAUCCCAACACGUUACUUGACUCACACACACACCCAUACAGUAACUCUGACAGAGACAACGGUAAUCAGCAGCCACGGGCAUGAGCCUUCAACACAGACUGUUGUCGUUACAAAGACACAAACAUCUACUAUUGUAGAUACUGUCACUGAAACAGAGAUCCACACUUUGGUACGCCCUACAAGCGUUGUUGCUACAGUUACAACUACAGUUUCCACAACUCCCACUGUGUAUCCCCCUGGAUCACCAUUUGACCCUGCUAAUUAUCCAUCUUUCCCCGUCAAACCUGUCUUAUCAUCACCAAUGCAAGAAGCAGGAGAAAAGAACAAGGAAGAGCAGCUCAAACCUACCAGCACUUCAGAAGGAAAUGAAGCUUAUAAGGAGAGCCACAGCAUAAGAAAAGAAAACAACACCAGCAAAACAGGAAUACUUGCUGGUGGUGCUGAUGAGAAUGAGUCAUUCUUUGUAGUGGUGAAUGACCAAAAGCCAGCAACUAUACAUGUUAACAAGGUCAGCAAAGGUGGAGAAGAUUACAGUGAAGCUGCAAAUCAUGACGAAACUAUUCCCAACAGUGAGGUAAACCAUGCAGUAUUGCUGGGUGGUGUGCUAAUAGCAGCACCUCCACAUCACAAUACACCUUCCACCCACUUCAACAACAGAGAUCAAGGAAGCAACUCAUGCCGGCCAGACUGCAGUGCAGCUCGAAAUGAACUGUGUCAGAAAGUAGAGGGGCACAUGAAGUGUGUCUGUAGACCUGGUUUUGCAAGAAUGUUCCCUGAUAGGCCAUGUAGAUCAACGUACACAUACAGCAUGAAGGUGCCACUUGCUCAUCAUGGCAAGGAAACGCUUCGCUAUGGCAGUGCACUGGAGGACACCACCUCACCAAACUAUCAGCAACUCAAUGAGGCAACAAGGGAGGGUCUGGAUCGCAUGAUAAUGCAGUCUGAUCUAAGAGACAUUUAUCAUGGUGUGGUGGUUAAUGGCUUCCAGCCAGAUGACCAAGGUGAUGGAGUCACUGUGAACUUCUAUGUACAGUUAUCAGACAAUGUGGAGGAAGCACGGCUACAGGAUGUGUUCAGGAAGUCACUACGGACCAGUAAUUACAGUCUGGGCAGUACCGAGGUGUUUGCUAAUAAAGACCUCAUACACCACAUCAAAGCUGAAGACUUUGAUGAAUGUGAGAGCCGCCAGUUCCAUGACUGUUCUGAACAUGCUCAGUGUUUUAAUCUUCGUGGCACAUACACAUGCAGUUGCCAGGAUGGAUACACAGACCUCUCAGAGAACCCCCUAUUCCCAGGAAGAGUCUGCUCAGCUGAGCUGAUUGGUUGUGAGAAAUGCCAUUACCAUGGGACAUGUUACUCACGAGGUGAUGACCAAUUGAUGUGUGAGUGCUUCCAGUGGUAUGCUGGGGAGAACUGCCACAUAAAUCUUAAAGUACUGCUCAUUGCGCUGGUCACAAUUGGAGCAAUACUCCUUGGCUUGCUGAUUGUGUGUGUGGUGCUGACCUGCCUUAAGCGCUCAUCACAGCAUGCCUGCAGCACAGGGACAGGAUUCUUAAGGUAUCGUAGUCCCACACACACACUUGACAAGCGUGCCAUGAUCCAAGAUUCUAGCAGUGAAGGCAGUGCUGCAGAUCAUGGUCCUGUGUCCUACCUCACGCCUACACAUCAGCCUGCUAGCACAUAUGGGUCACAAAUGAAGUCAGCUUUAGUUCAUGCUGGAAACAGAAAGACAUCUGGUGCUGUUGAAAUGUCAGAUGAGGGAAUGGCAUAUUCAGACCAGCGGGAUCGCUCAUUGACAGUAAUGAUCCCUCGAGCAAAAUACAGGCCAAUACCACCAACAUCACCAUUACUUGCCAUGUCCACAUUUGGUGCUGAACAAAAACGAGCAAUUGCUAAGGAGCAACAGAAGCUUCUGAGCUACUUGGAGACAGGGAAUAAGCAAGAAAACCGAAAUGCUGCCAACAUAAGAAAGAAACAAAGUAACUCCACAAAUCAAACAAAUGAACCAGCUCCCCCAUCUUCCAGGAAAUCAUCAGCUCCUCGGAAACCUUCCACAGGUGCUCUUGUAUCAGCUGGAUUUGAGGUAUCUGCCACUGUGGGCCAUAAGGAACCAGACUCAGAUCCUGAUGUAACUGCAGUGACUGCACAUGGUAAUGGUGGUAACAGUGGAGAUAACAACCACAACACUCUUGCAAGCAGUGGCUCUCACUUCACCACAAUGCGCACUAAUGACAGCAAGACAAACAAGCCAGAGCUGGCAGCUGAAUCAGCAACAGAUUCGCAACAAGAUACGAACUCAAGGGUGCAGGAACUGACUGUCUCUGAAGCACGUUCAUUUGACGAGACAAUAGUGCAGCCUACCACAAAGAGCUUAAAUAGCAAUUAUGGUUCCAAUCCCUCAUCUAGGAACCCCAAUGAUGAAGCACAUACAAUGGCCGAGCGAGAUCUCGGAUCCACAUUACUUAUGCCACAGACACACCUUUACAAACCUGAUAGGGGCAGCGACAUUUCUAACUUUGAUUCACUAUGAACAUGGCCCCUCAUAAUUCAAGCUCAGCUGUAUUUUGGUACCAGAUUUAAGUAGCACACACCAAAGUUAAUUUGGUUCACAAGUGCUAUGAUGUUUUGGGUAUCCUACAAUUUCUCGAUAAUUUGUUCAUAAUCUUAACAGCAAGAUCAUAACUCCAUUGUAUGAACAGAUAUGGCAACUAUUUGUUGUCGUACUAAUUUUUAUGAUUGUACAGAGGCGUGAUGCGAGUUUUAUAUAUUUUCUUUUAUAAAUGUAUGAAAGACUUUGUUUCAAAUAUUUUAUAUAGUUUAUAAAUAAAAACAAUAUGUGUAUGAACAUAUUCUAUCUUAAGACCUGACUGAACUAAAAUAUUAAAAACCCACUGAUAAACUUUUUCAAAAUAAAAUUAUGAACAACUGCAAUCAUGAACAAUUUUAAACAAAGAAAAAUUUUCACUUUUAUACAAAAUUCUGCUUGUUUUUAAUUAAUAAAUGAAAUGUGUGAAGCUGAUUAUUGUUGUUGAAAUGGCUUAUUAGGGUGUACUUCCCAAAAUGAUACGUUCACUACAAAAUCAAAUAACAUAUAUAAAAACAUGUAUUUUUAUGUGUGUGAAAUAUGAAAGCCCCAAUUGUGUUGGAAAAAUGGAAUGGUUCAAAGCUAGAGUAAGGUGUACCAAAUUAUUAUAAAUUAAAUAAAAAGAAAUUAAAGUACACCAGUUGGUCAUGUUACUAUAAUGAUGUUAUUUAUUACUAGGAAGGUUCCUGCUACAUGAUUCAUACUAUCUAUUUGGAGCUUUAUUAUUGGCACGAAUAGAUUGUGUUAGCAGCAAUAAAAAAAUCUGUAACUUAAUGGAAGAGUGGAUGUUGACUAUAAUACAAGUUUAUGAAUACUUUACCAUGAAAAACAGUAAAUAACAUCAUGCGUAGAAACAUGAGGAUAAAAGUAAUCAAGUAUUAUAAAGAAAGAAAUAAACCAGGAAUGUAAAUAAAUAAAGGAACUCUUGCCAGUGUGUCAAUUGAGGGGCAAAGGAAGGUAUUCAACUAAGGCUAAAACACUCUGUAACACUAAGUAUAAUAAACUAUACCUACACUUCACACUUUCUGGGAGAAAAGUGAGGACAUAAUGCUACAGCAAAAUCCAGUUACAACUAUAAAUUAAUCAGUCUAGACUAAAAUAUUGAUUU